GUCUGUAACCUGAGCGUAUAGUUACCAAUUGAAAGGCAAGGACACUGUUUACUACUGACUAGCAUUAAUGACAGAGGGAUACCAGCAGGCAUGAUGGAGGGAACGGUUGUUUUGAUAUUUUCAUUGGAUUCUAUUCUCACAUUCAGACAAAUAUCUCAAGAAUUCAGAUUUCACACAAAAGCAUGAGACGAUGUCCAACUCCACGAACAACUCCACGAACGCAGGUGACGAGUGUGCAUCUGGAGACAGGUUAUGUGAGGUUCGAGUUUACCAGGUGGAGCUCAUAGUGGUGCCAACCCUGCUCCUGGGCAUGUUCCUCAUCGUGUUCCUGGGCCUGCUCAUUUUACGCUGCUGCUCAAAGAAACCCACUCCAAGCUCACCAACGACGGUUCACUACAACCAUCAUACGGCUUCACACAGAGACAGAGAUGGUCAUCAUCAACAACGGGUUCAGUCACUCAGGCCAAGUCAGGGCCACCGACAACACACGUCAACCCACAGACGGGACCGACAGCACUUGCAAGGGAUUGAUGCUCCUCCUGAGUUAAACCCGUUGGAGCAUGAGGUCCUCCCUCUGAGGCACAGCACCCCUGCUGCGGCCCCCGCAGUACCACGUCCACCCACUGAGUGGCAGCACGGCACCUUCCAGGUGGUGCGGCCACUGCCCCUGUCCUUCUCCGUGAAGGUGGACGAUGUCAUCACCCUCUACCGCGCCAGACUGGACCGCAGAGACGUCAUCCUCAGAGUGCUCAAAGAAACGGCAAAUGCAAGUGAUCUCCAGGCUUUCCAGGGCUUCGCCAACUUCCUGUCUGAGUUGGGGCCACACCCCUUCCUGCCCAGCCUAAUGGGUGUGGUUUUCAGCCGCACGCCCCUCAUCACUGCGAUCGAGGAGCUUGAGAACAGAGACCUGCUGGGCUUCCUCUGGAGGUGUCGACAGGAUCACCCCACAGAAGGGUCAGCAUGUGACAUCACAGAGAGACACAUAUUUACCAUGAGCGGACAUAUAGCAUCUGCCUUGGAAUACUUGCACAGCAAAAACUGUAUCCAUGGCAACAUCGGAGCCAGGAGUGUGCUGGUUGGCCGGGACCUCACAGCCAAGCUAUGGGGGUUGGGUCCCGCCUACCGGAGGAUGUCCCAGCCCACUACUCCCGGCUCAUUGGAGAACAUGGAAUUAAAGAAGUGGCAGGCUCCAGAGGCAUUGGCUCGCCGGCCUGUCAGUCAAAGCAGCGACAUCUGGUCCUUCGGCAUUCUUUUAUACGAAAUGAUCACCCUGGGUGACCCACCUUUUCCAAGGGUCCUGGGAAGUGAGCUCCUUCAGCAUCUUCAGAGAGGCAACACUCUCAGACGAACGGCACACUGUUCCAAUUCACUCCACUCCAUCAUAAAGGCCUGCUGCCAGUGGAGCCCACAAAGCCGCACCUCAUUGGCCGAAGUCAAAAGAAAGCUCCAAUCAGGAGAGAGGAGCGCAAAUGCCACCACAGUGCUCCGUGUACCUGAGCCACUGGACAUUGAGAAGUACAUGAGGGAGGCGGGCUAUGGAGAAUCUUACAACUAUGCGGUCCUCUGAUAGACUGGCUGUCAUGUCAGUCCCAUUUAUGAACAGUCAAGAUUUGCUCUUGCAAUUUUUUUGCAGGCUGAAGAAAAUCUUCCAUCACACCAGGCCCUUUAUCUCUAUGAUAUUGUAUUGUUUAUGCAAUAUAUGUAAACAGUUGGACUGUUUUUGUGCAAUAUUUUAUGUG
Molecule: messenger RNA, 1739 nt
Organism: Alosa alosa (allis shad)
Lineage: Eukaryota; Metazoa; Chordata; Actinopteri; Clupeiformes; Clupeidae
Gene: styk1a
Product: serine/threonine/tyrosine kinase 1a
Exons: 10
Coding region: 191-1567 (458 amino acids)
Biological process (GO): positive regulation of kinase activity; protein phosphorylation; cell surface receptor protein tyrosine kinase signaling pathway
Cellular component (GO): signaling receptor complex
Molecular function (GO): transmembrane receptor protein tyrosine kinase activity; ATP binding
Source: RefSeq, a predicted model, not a curated record